Colletotrichum orchidophilum is the source of this 1389-nucleotide messenger RNA. RefSeq lists its product as uncharacterized. NCBI's taxonomy places the organism in Eukaryota, Fungi, Ascomycota, Sordariomycetes, Glomerellales, Glomerellaceae. The transcript has a single exon. The record is from RefSeq and is a predicted model, not a curated record. Bases 1 to 1389 code for a protein of 462 amino acids.
AUGGACGACCAAUUCGGAGGCCGCACAGACGACGACCUCUUCUUUGACGAUUUUGAGCCCGUAAGCAAUCCGCAGGCCGUCGAGACCGUCGAAACCGUCGUUGCCACUGCUCCCCCUCCCGCCGCCGUCGCGACGCCGCCUGUUGAGCCUCAGAAACCCGCCACCGUCGCGCCGAAGCCCGCAGCGCAGCAGCAGCAUCAAGCUCCUCCUGCGCCAAAGCCAGCCCCGGCCAAGAAGCCGCCCACGGCGCCGAGGGGUGGUCUCGCAAACUCCAGAUUCGCCGACCCGAAGCCAGCCCCUGCUGCCCCGCGCGCCCCUCGCCAGGCUGCCCCCGCCGCCGUCUCGACUCCCCCUCCGACCGCGAGCACGCCCACACCUCAGCCCUCGACCGUUCCGGCGGCGCAAAACUCACCAGCCCCGGCCGCUGCGCCGACUGCUCCCGCUCCUCCUCCUGCUGCUGCUCCUACUCCUGCCGCCGCAACCCCAAGCGACUCUGCCUCGCCCAAUGCAACAACGAAGAGCAACUCCCCCGCGCCGCCGCCCUCGGCACCUCAUGCGCCUCGCGAGAAACAUGCCGCCCCCGGCGCAAACACAGCCCUCAACGCCGAAGCCCGCCUCGGCUCGGGCGCGAACCCGCGCACGAAGCUGAGCGAGGCGGAGCUAGCCGCCAAAAUGAAGCAGAUGCGCAUCCUCAACGCCGAGAAGACGCGCAAAUUCGAGCAGGCGGAGCAGGACGAGCGCAGCCACGCCGAGGCGUACGCGCGCGGCAUGGAGGAGGCGCGACAGCGGAAGAAGCUCGACGAGGAGAGGCGGCGGCGCGGGGAAGAGGAGCGCAGGCGCAUGGACGACGAGCGUGCGCGGAACCGGGAGAGGAAGCUCAAGGCUAUGAGUAUCAAGGAGGGCGGGUGGGAUGAGGGGAAGGAGGCGCUUGCGGCGGAAGAGGAAAGGAGGGGGUUCCGCGGGGCGAAUGGUGGGAUUCGGGGGACGAGGUCUGGUGCUGGGCUCGCGGGCAGUAGGUUUGCUUCGCGCGAGGAUGAUGCGCAGCAAGGCGAUCGAUACGCUGGUGGUGGUAGUGAGGAGCGUAGAGGUGGUCGGGGCCGCGGAAGGGGUGGUCGAGGGCAAGGCCGGGGUGGGCGCGGCGGUCGCGGUGGAUACGGCAACGACCAUGAACGAGGUGAUUCGAAUGGCGCUCGCGAGGCCAAGACACACGCCACCCAACCCCCCGCGCCGGCGCCUGUCAUCAGCACCGAAGAGUUCCCUGCCUUGCCCGGUAAGGCUACGAGCGGCGACAUUUCGCCUCCUGUCCUGUCGCCUCUCGGGAGAUGGGAUGACGAGAUGGAGGCAUUCGACGAGAAGCUCAAGAGCGCCGCCGCGCAGUCGUCUUCGUGA